CGGACGGAGGCGGCGGGAUCAGCCCGUUCCCGGUGCGGGGCGCGGGCGCGGGGCCGGGAGCGGGCUCGGGGAGCGCCCGGCUCUCCUCACGGGGCUCCCGCACUGCCACCACUCCAUGUGAUGUCCAGGGUCAGAAAUGCCUUAUGUGGAUCGCCAGAAUCGCAUCUGUGGUUUCUUAGACAUUGAGGAAAAUGAGAAUAGUGGGAAAUUCCUGCGGCGGUACUUCAUCCUGGACACGCAGGAGGACAACCUGGUGUGGUACAUGGAUAACCCACAGAAUCUUCCCUCUGGAUCUCCACCUGUUGGGGCCAUUAAACUUACCUAUAUUUCAAAGGUUAGCGAUGCAACUAAGCUGAGGCCAAAGGCAGAGUUCUGUUUUGUUAUGAAUGCAGGGAUGAGAAAAUACUUUCUACAAGCCAAUGAUCAGCAGGACCUAGUUGAAUGGGUAAAUGUUCUGAACAAAGCUACCAAAAUCACAGUACCAAAGCAGUCUGAUCCUCUCUGCCAAAUGGAAAAUGCAAAUCGUCAAGCUGAAAGCCCAGGUGGAAAGAAACAAGUCUCUUACAGGACAGAAAUUGUUGGUGGUGUUCCCAUCAUUACACCCACCCAGAAAGAAGAAGUCAGUGAGGGCAGUGAAGGGGCUGACAGGAAUUAUUUGAAGAGGUCACAAAGUCACCUUCCUUAUUUUGCUGCUAAGCAUCCCCCAGAUAAUGCCAUUAUCAAAGCUGGUUACUGUGUCAAACAAGGAGCAGUGAUGAAGAACUGGAAGAGAAGAUACUUUCAAUUAGAUGAAAACACAAUAGGAUAUUUCAAGUCUGAACUGGAAAAGGAACCUCUCAGGGUUAUACCACUUAAGGAGGUCCAUAAAGUUCAGGAAUGCAAACAGAGUGAUAUAAUGAUGAGAGACAAUCUCUUUGAAAUUGUAACAACUUCUCGAACCUUUUAUGUGCAGGCAGACAGCCCCGAGGACAUGCACAGCUGGAUCAAGGCCAUUUCGGGGGCCAUCGUGGCGCAGCGGGGACCGGGCAGAUCGGCGGCUUCCGUGACUCUAAUCUUAGCUUUGCACUGUGUUCCAGAUGCGGCAGGCCAGAAGGCUGUCGAAUCCUUGUAUACAGAGGAGCAUCCCGAGUCUUCUGCCGAGCCCGGCCAUGCUGUCCGUGCAGCCAGCUCACAUUCCACAGCCCCUCACUGCAGCCCUGUGGCCCCAGCCCCUCACCCCAAACCCCCUGCCUUGGAGAAACGAGGAUUUCACGAGUCUUUUACCAAGGCCAGGCCAAGGAGCUACAAGAUCCAGGCUGUCGCUCCAAGAGAAUCAACUUCCAAAGUGACUGACCGGGGUCCCUGGGAACCCCGGAGCAAAAAUGGCACUCAGGAACAGGAUCCUGGCCUUGUGGAUCUGGAUGAUGCAAGCCUUCCAGUUAGUGAUGUGUAGGGAUGGAAGUGUUUGGAGAAUGAUCCAUUUGUUCGGUCCUUUAAUUUCCUUGCUCGGACUUUGAACCAAAGAAAAUUCCAGGAAAUGAGAACAAAAAAAAAAAAAAAAAAAAAAAAAAAUAGAAACCGGAGCACUGCUGUUAUAUAUAUGUGUGUGUGUGUUCUGUGCACACAUGGGUAUAUAUAAUGUGUGUGUGUGUUGCCUUUCAGCUGAGGGUCAGAGAUGGACCUUAGGCAUUAUCUCAAAGCCUGAUAGUAAAUCACUUACUAGGGAGGGGCCAAACUGCACAGUUUAGGAAAAAAAACCAACCCAAAAUGCAUUAAACAAACAAAAAAAAAGUACUUGUGCAAGUAAGCAAGGUACCAGCAACUGCUAAUUCCUAAUCUGGCAGGUUUACUAAAUUUGCAACUAAUGCUCUGUUUUGGAGAACUUGAUGCCAACAAAUGUGAUUAUUUAAUUUCAUCUUAAACUACAGUAAGAUUUUAGGUAAAUCUGAGAAUUUUUUCUCUCCGUGACUUCCAGAUACCAGGAAAUGCACAAAAUGUUUCUUCUGUUCUUUAAGACCAACAGUGUCAACUGAUUUGUUAUCAGAACAAGAAUUCUGAACUCCCUUGGAAUUCUAGUUAUGGUGCUGUAAAAUUUCCACUAAAAUAAUAUUUUGAAUAGUCAGCCUAUUUUUGAUGCACUCCUGAAGGUGGGUUAUAACUUUUUGCACAUUUGGAUUUCCACGGACUGCAUGUAUUGGUGUUUUGGAGGGGGGGAGAAGAGAAUUUGGACUUUGGAAUUUGGACACUUUAGAUCUUUUUAACUAAGUAGGGUUUAUGUUGUGUUACAUUAGGCUUUGCAGCAAUUAUGCUUUCUUAAAUGUUUAAAUGUAUUGUUUGGUUACUGUUUUGAGAAUGAUUUCCUUCCCAGUGCUUUGUGAGCAGUUCUUGUUUCUGUAUUGAUCAGUGGAAGAGCUCCUUUAGUUGUGUUGUUAUUGGUACUGAACUGUUCCUAGUCCUGCAAUCGUGGCCUAUAACUUUUGGUGCACUAAGAAUCUGAAGUGCCUGUGUUUUCUCUCACAUUGUUGAAACACUUUGGGGUAGUGAUGUACACAGACCAUUCUUACUGGGUUUGAGCGUUGGCUUGGAGUUGCUCUGGAUAGCAUAGCUUGAAACAGCUCUUUAAAACAAGAUUUAAGCCAGGGGUACCAGUGUUCUGGUGUUGCACCCACUGCUGUGCAAUAUGUGUUCUUAAAAAAAGUGAGUAUUUGUUGUUUGUGUGCAUUGUGUUAUGGGGCAUCAGUGAUGCCAGCGAGGAGAACCUUUACAUUUCAAGUAUUGGAUUAGGUGGUGUGUACUUUUCAUCAUUCUUGGGAAAAAAAACCCAUUUGCUUUAAUCCCAACCCCACAAAUAUCUCAUGCUGCUGCUUACUGUGAUCCCAGUUGUCCAGCUCUGUGAGACUUUCUUUGUCUGCUGGAACCUAAGAUACAUAUCAGGCAAGUCCAUCUUCUCUCCAACUUCCAAACUGACUUCCUCCUUGAGAGAUAUGGAUGGCUUUACCACAGCAAUUUGUUGAUCCCAGGACAGAAUAAUUGGUGUCACAUAAGAAUGGAAUAUAAUGAAAUUCAAAACCUUAAAUUAUAUCAGCACCUUCUUUUGGUUUUGGUUUAUUUUUUUUUUUAAUCCAUAAGCUAACUAACCACUGUCUCAAGGCAGUGGUGUCUGUAAAUUACUGGUUUUGUUUGACUUUAGAUAUAUGUGAAAACUAGAACAGAAUUGGAAAUUACUGUAAAUGUCUGUACUAGUAUUGUAGGUUUUAAUUUCUAUUAAAAGAAACCAUUAGCUCUUUAAAAGCUUAUUUUUUCACAAGUACAUUCUGUGUGGAAGACACUUUGCAUUGUAAUAUUUUUACUGUAGUCUAACAUCUGAAAUCACUUGCUCUGGUACAGCUUUCACACUGCAUGGUCAUUUUAUUGUAUUUUGGUAUUGGCAAUUUUACACAUUGGGUGGAGGUAAGGCAGCUCCAUUAUGGGACUUACAAAAAGAGGGGGAAAAGAGAAAAAUGAAAAAAGAAAUGAACUACUGUUGUAGUUCAGUAGCAUAGGGAAAUAUUUGUGGUUGGUCACUGUCAGGGUCUCCUAUUUAUCAGUACUUUUAUAAAUCUAUGAAAAUUGUUAAAUUAUUUUAGAAACAGUGCUGUAAAUAUGUCACAUUUAAAUUGUCAAUAAAUCAGUUUGGGUAACUUAAAAUAACAUCUGGUUGAGUUUCUUUGCACCAUGACAAGUAUUUGAUCAGAGCAAUACAUUCUUUUUCAGCAUGUAAGAGAUCAGAUUCUCCUUUAUCCAGCCAUAGCAUCUCUAAUCUUUCAAAUCUAAUCAGGUUGUGUAGCCUAAGAAUGAAAUUGAACAGACUGAGCUGAUUUUCUUGUGCUAAUCUCAGUUUCUUCUGUGGAAGUUUUACAUGUUAUGCAGGGGAUAUUGAUUAAAAAACCAUUGUAACAU
Messenger RNA from Melospiza georgiana, 3918 nucleotides. It is a transcript of the gene PLEKHA1, whose product is annotated as pleckstrin homology domain containing A1. NCBI's taxonomy places the organism in Eukaryota, Metazoa, Chordata, Aves, Passeriformes, Passerellidae. The coding region runs from base 137 to 1432 and encodes 431 amino acids. Gene Ontology annotation, molecular function: PDZ domain binding. Gene Ontology annotation, cellular component: cytoplasm; membrane. The record is from RefSeq and is a predicted model, not a curated record. The transcript has 13 exons.